AUGUCCGACACGAACUCCCCGCCCCGCUCGCCGCCUCCCACCGAGCGCCGCCGCUCGUCCUUCGCCGGCCAGGCCUUCGCCGACCUGUUUGGCCGCCAGCCCGCCAACCAGAACCCGAACAACGCCAACGGCAAUGCCAGCUAUCAGGGCCCCAUCACCAGUGCUGCUGCUCAGGCCAACCGCCGCCGCCUGUCGUUGACCACCCUUGGUCUGUCGGGCUCGCCCAGCCAGCCCUCUCCCUUCAACACCAUGCGGAGCCGAGGCGAGAGCGUCUCGUCUGCCACCUCGGGCUCCUUCAACGAGAGUCCAUUCGAUGAUGACGACACAUCCAGCUCCAACAGUCCGCCCAACACUGCUGCUACGUCGCCGUUUGCGCGCAGGCUGAGUUUCGGUGCUCGGGCGCUUCGCGACGUGAAGCAGGGAAAUGGGAGCGGAAACACGUCUGCCAAUGGUAGAGCUCGCCCCAAUGCUUCUUUAAAGUCUCCUACCCCGUCCUCGAACAUCACUGCGACCAAGGGUCGAGACGGCUUCAACUUUGCCGAAAACAUGCGUACUAGAGCCGAGCGUUCAUCCAUCUCGGCUGCCAGUCCUGGCCGGGUCUCUCCUCCCAUGCAUCAUCGAGCUAAGAGCAUUGCCACUGCCCAGCCUAUCCGCGAGGUACCCAAGGUCGCCAAGGCUCCUGAUGCCUUCCAGGAGCGCAUCUUGAAGGGUGACUUCUACAUGGACUAG
Diplodia corticola is the source of this 729-nucleotide messenger RNA. RefSeq lists its product as uncharacterized. The transcript is spliced from 2 exons. Bases 1 to 729 code for a protein of 242 amino acids. The record is from RefSeq and is a predicted model, not a curated record. Lineage: Eukaryota; Fungi; Ascomycota; Dothideomycetes; Botryosphaeriales; Botryosphaeriaceae.